CUCCGUUCUUCCCCCCGAUGACGACAGCGCACGGGAACACCGACAAGGCGGGACCAUUCUCCCACCUGUUCAAGCGCCGUUACUCAUGUCCGAACAUGCUCAAUUCACUACCGAUGACCAGGUUCAAGGACCUCGUCGACCAGGCCAAGCCACUUCUAUGCGACCCCGAUGCCCUCACCUUGGCGCAACUCGGCUCCCUCCUGCCGCUGGAUUUGUGGCAACGCGUCGAUAUCAGCGACACCAAGGUGGUGCCCACGAGAUGCAUGUGACGAAGUAACAACACGUCGCAUUGCUGCGCUUUGUGCAUCCAACGCCAGGUGGGUUUCAAGAGGCCCGGCAUCCACAUCGUAACCCCAUGGACAGAGACACGAGAAGGCAGGACCCGUUCUGUCUGUUGUGCUGCAUUUCUUGGGUCUUUUUCAGUUGUACCGGUCAGAUUGGCACCCCCCAAUAUGCCACUUCAACCACGGCACGGGUGAGUGGACGGACGAAGAGUGCAUCCGCUUUAAUCAAGAUCUGUGGUAUGUGCACAUCCUGCACCCGGUAAGCAAGGGCGAGGCGGGGCGGGGGAUUUCCCAGGGCUAUAUGUCGGUGUGUGGAUGUGUCAUUCAGACCGUUGAGUUCCUCAUGUGUAAUAAAAGCCACAGCGAAUGGGACAAUGCGACCUCGCCGCCUCCUUUGCGACACAGUCAGCAUCUGGGCAAUGGGGACAGCGUCUAAUGGAAAGAACCCACCCGACUUGCGGCUCUUCUGUCUGUCUGUCUGUCUGUCUGUCUGUGUCUUCUCGAAUCAGAGUUCAGCUAUCACGUCGAGAGAGGGGGGGUCUAUUUGUUGCAAGGAGGAGAGCUGUAUGGUCUGAGGUCUGGUGUGGAUUAUGUCGGUAAGAAGCUGAUGAGAGACACACGGUUUUUCAUCGAGAAUCCAGCUGUUUGUUCGUCAGACUUGCUGUGUAUCCUCGACAGAAUGGCGCGGGCCUCAGCAGAGGCCCACGUUCUGUACUUCACCCACUGGACGUCUCCUCAUAUCCACUUCCGAAAGCCCAACAGCCGCUGGACAGAGCCUGCGGGCAUCGUGUGCAAUGCGUUCUCCGGCCGCGUGUGGCAUGCGGCCAUGCCAUUCUAUCACGUGAGCUGCACACCUCACAGAGACACCUGCACUCGCCUUUUGGGGGGUCGACGUGGUCUCAUCCUGCUCUCACACAGGGGGUCAGCUUCCUCCUGCACGACGGCGACGGCUCUUUCUGGGACCGCGCUCCUGGAAGUAAAUGGAGAAUGAUAAACACACACCACAACGCGCAGUGGAUAUUUUAUGGUUGAUGGUGGUUUUUGGUUCCUGUAGAUGGCAACUACGUUCUCCGAGACGCCGGCCUGUAUCUGCUGGUCGAGGGGCGCAUUCUUCGCCCCGAGUGCCUUCGUAGGCGGCAGAACCUUCUCCGCUUUGUCGUUCCUGGCUUGAAACUCGCACUAGCAGACGCCUCAGGUGCGACACACACGCGACCAAUCUUGAUCAUCUGUGUGUCUCUUUCUAUACGGUCUUUACAGCGGGACCGUUCGCCAAGCCGAGCAUGGCGGCUUCUCCGGGCAGCAGCCCCACGUAACCAAACACCGCUGCUGCACAUGUGGGGGGAUCGCUUGCCUCAUCUGUCUGUCGUUGUGUCUCAGCACCAGGACGACCCAGCCACCCAGCCUCCCGACCAGCUCCCCACCCGGCUCGCCUUCGUACUCACCCAGCAGCAGGCCAGCAGAGAGCUGACAUUGGAAGCGGCGAGGCGCCUGACUGCCUGUCGGCCGAAGAGUCUCAGCGUUGUUCAGCUGUCUUUCAGCGGCGAGCAAAUGGGGUGGCGGGGGAUGGUGAUGUUUUGGCCGCGUGCGAUGCAAUGUGGAGGUCGAUAGAUGGCGUGUGGGCAGCGAGGCGGAAAGGUG
Molecule: messenger RNA, 1922 nt
Organism: Vitrella brassicaformis
Lineage: Eukaryota; Vitrellaceae
Source: the annotation of a GenBank genome assembly